ACUUUUCUACAUCGUACCAUCGUGGCAUCGUAGUUCGAACUUCGAAGCACUGCUAAAGACACUACAAUUAUAGCCGGCUGAGGUUCGAAGUCAUUUACGUAGUAUUAUUAAAUCGUAGCAUACGAAUCUCGAGGUAGGUAGUCAUAAUUUUUAGCACAAAAUUCUGUGGUCGUAUUGGUCGUAACGACUUAUUAGCAACCCAUAUACCAAAGAUGUAGUUGUUCGCUGAUAACAUAAUAAUGAUAACACAUCACUGUUAAAAAAACGGUUUCGUUUCAAAUUAAAAAUAUCAAAAAUAUUGGCAAAUAGGUGGCCAGUGCGCACUUGGACACUUGGUGCCUUAGUGGACUUCACUAGUCACAGCCUAUUAUGUAACUCGCAAAUGUCUAAACUAUCGGAACCUCGAGACCGAACCAAGUUCACAGAGAAUAUGAUUAACCACUGGUCGUAAAUGAUUUUGACGCGGUGUACUGCGAUCGGCGAUCAUCGAAUUAAUAUUAUAAUAUUAAUAAUUGCAAAACUACACUGUUCUUUCUGACCGACCGCAGAACACCUACACAAUCAACAAGUAAAAAUAUGAUGAACGGAACCGAAUGAUAACUAGAUACUUUGUGGAGUUUAUCUUCGGAGACCGCGGUAGUGGUGUUUGGGUAGGUAUUCAGUUAGUCGACAUUUUGAUUGUAAUCAACAUUAUCAAUCUAUAGUAUAAAAAUAGUAAAUACAUCGCAGCGAGUCGUUCGCGGCAAUCACUCGUCUACCGGAAAUAUGAUUUUUUCACGUUCGCACGAAAUUGAUUUCAGUGUGUACUCGCGACACUUAAGUUGUUUCCGUAGAUCGAACUCUGUCACUACCGACCGGCGACAUGAGUGUAAUGUCGACGGAGGACGUAGUUGUUUUGUUAGAGGAGUUGACGUCCAAGUUGAUAUUUUUCGGAAAUCACACGUUGGACAGUGUCCUGAAUGAAUUUUGGCACGACUUCUCGUGUGCCAUUCAAAUCCAACCCGACCUGUUUAUCUAUAAGGACAAGACAUUGGCGAAACGGAGUCUGGCUGCCUUGUUUACGAGUAAAGUAUACUUGCACGUAGACUCGUUGCCGAAUUCCAUGCAAUACGCAUUAGCUGCCAGCGAUAUGAUCAACAUGGAAGCUUGUGAUGAAUACACUCAGAAAAUAAUAGCCAAGUGUCUGGACCAUUACGCAAAAGUCUGUGUGAGAGGUACUGAGUGCUCGGCCCCACUAAUGGCCAUGGAUGUGCGUUUGGAAGACGUUGUCAGCUGUAUUUUUCGRAAGUGUUUAGAUGACAAAAAUUACAAACUUGGAUUGAAAUUGGCACUGAGAACAAAGCGUAUGGAUAUGUUCAACAAAUGUAUCAAAUCAGUAGACAACAUUAAUGAAAUGUUGUUAUACGCUAAGCAAGUGACCAUGUGCACAUUUGAAAACCGUAGUUUUCGUACUACAGUGUUACUAAGUCUCGUCAACCUUUAUCGAAAACAAAGUGACUUCUUAAGUUUAAGCCAAUGUUUCAUAUCUUUAAAUGACYCAAAAUCAGUAGCUCAACUUCUUAAAAAUCUCAUUAAAAAAAAUGAUAAAAAAUGUUGCUUAAUGGCAUAUCAGAUAGCAAUUGAUUUAUUUGAAUUGGCAUCUCAGCGGUUUUUGUUUAAUGUUCUUAAAUCACUAUGGCAAAAAGUUCCUUCUAGUACACGUAUUGCUAAAACUGUUACUGUUGUGUCAAGCAAAGUUACUGCAAUUGAACAUAAUACUAAGGUACACUCUUUUGAAUCUGUUGGGCCUAAUGACAAAUACCACCAAGAAAUGAUACAAAAACUUACCAAAAUUUUGAGUGGAAAAUUGAGUAUUGAAAAAAAUUUACAAUUUUUAACUAGAAACAAUCACACAAACAUGUAUAUUUUAAAUCACACAAGAGAUUCAGUUUACACAAAUAUCUGUCACACGGCCACCAUGAUCGCUAAUGGUCUUAUAAACAGUGGUACAACAAGUGAUCAUUUUUUAAGGUACAAUCUGGAAUUAGCCAACUGGACUACUUGGGAAAUAUUUUCUGCUAUGAUUUCACUUGGUGUUAUUCAUAGAGGCAAUGAAGUAGACGCUCUUAAACUAAUACACAGCUUCUUGUGUCUCAAGAAAAAUAAUUCAUCAGAAAGUUUAAGUUAUAGUAAAGGCGGUGGACUAUAUGCUUUAGGUUUGAUCUUUGCCAAUCAUGGUACAGCUAUUAAUGACUAUCUUCUCAAACAACUCAAAGAUGCUCAAAAUAAAAUCGUGAAACACGGCUGCUGCCUAGGAAUUGGUCUGUCUGCCAUGGGWACAUGUCGUAAAGAUAUUUUUGAACAACUGAAAAUCAAUAUGUAUCAAAACAACUAUGUUUUUGGGGAAGCUGUUGGGUUAGCUAUGGGCUUGGUUAUGUUGGGAACAAAAAAUGACGAAGCUCUUCAAGAUAUGGUGGCAUUUGCUCAGGUGACGCAGAAUGAACAAAUUUUGAGAGGUUUAGCCGUUGGAAUAUCUUUUUUUAUGUAUGACCGAUUGCAAGAAGCUGACCAAUUAAUUACUUCUUUGCUACAAGACAAAAAUCCUAUAUUGCGCUGUUCUGCUAUGUAUACAAUAUCCAUGGCGUACUGUGGAACAGGAAGCGAAACGGCUGUUACAAAAUUGUUGCAUUUUUCAAAUUCUGAUGUUAGUGAUGACGUACGUUGUGCAGCUGUUACAAGUUUAGGAUUUUUAUUGUUCAGAAUACCUGAUCUGUGCCUUCAAAUCAUCAGUCAACUCACAAAGAGUUAUAACCCUUACAUCAAAUAUGGUGCAGCUAUGGCACUUGGUAUUGCUUUUGCUGGCACUGGACACGUAGAUGCUAUUAAUUUAUUAGUACCAAUGAUUAAUGACUCGGUAAAUUUUGUACGCCAAGGAGCACUAAUUGCUUCUUCUAUGAUUUGUAUUCACCAAACUGAGAGCUCUUGUUCCGAAGGAAWAUAUUUCCGUUCACUAUAUGCUAAAGUUAUCAGUGAUAAGUAUGAAGAUGAUGUGGUUAAAUUUGGAGCUAUUUUGGCACAAGGUAUUAUUGAUGGAGGUGGUCGUAAUGUUUCRAUUUCACUGGAGUCAAAGAUUGGACACACUAAUAUUUUAACAAUUGUGGGUCUAAUGUUAUUCACACAAUAUCAGUACUGUAUAUGUCUAGCCCAUUGCUUAACUCUAGCUUUCACACCCACAUGUGUCAUUAUACUGAACUCACAACUCAAUAUGCCAGUUUUAGAGUUAAAAAGCAGUAAACGAAUCAAUCAUACAAUAAAUUACAAUUCAUUACCUCAAGAACUUGCUGAAAAAAGAGGAUGGAUUCAGUACUUAUUUGAUCAAAGCUUUAAGACAAAGUCUAAUAAACGCCGUAGAAAACACUCAAAGCUUGAUUAUUUUGAUUACAGUGUUCUGAUUCCUAAAAUUGUACAAGAUAUAGAAGAUAUAAAAAUGAAUUGGUCAACUGGACAUUUUUUAUUACAAAGAAUAAAUUGUUAUUCUGAGAAAUAUAAAGGUAUAAACUGUUUACAGUAUGAUGAAAGUAAAAUUGUUGCAGGCUUAUGUGAUAAUACUAUAAAAAUAUGGGAUAAACAAACAUUAAAAUGUAUAAAGGUAUUAUAUGGCCAUACGGGAUCUGUUCUAUGUUUGCAAUAUGACGACAAAAUGAUAGUGAGCAGUUCCAGUGAUAGUACAAUUCGUGUUUGGGACAUCAAUACAGGUGAAAUGUUGAACACUAUUAUUCACCACACUGAAGCAGUCUUGCAUUUAAGUUUUAGCAAUUAUAUGAUAGUUACUUGUUCAAAAGACCAUUCAAUAGCUGUAUGGGUUAUGAGGUCACCUUGUGAAAUUACUUUAAGUUGUGUUCUGUUUGGUCACCAAGCACAAGUAAAUGUAGUAAAUUUUGAUCACAUUUACAUUGUAUCAGCUUCUGAAGAUUGUAGUAUUAAAGUAUGGAAUUCAUUAAGCUGUGAAUAUGUGCGUACUCUUAAUGGUCACACAUCUGGUGUAAUCUGUCUUCAAUAUAAAGAACGAUUAAUUGUUAGUGGAAGUUCUGAUAGAACCAUAAGGUUAUGGGAUAUUGAAUAUGGUAUUUGUUUAAGAAUACUGGAUGACUACAAUGAAUUGGUGCUAUGCAUUAGAUUCAACAGUAAGAUAAUUGUUAGUGGAGCAAAUGAUGGGAAAAUUAAAGUUUGGAAUUUAGAAGCAGCAUUARACCCCCGAGUUCCAGCAUCUAGUCUGUGUUUACGUUCACUUAAGAUGCACACAGAUGCAGUUUAUGAUCUCAAAUUUGAUGAGUUCCAAGUUGUCAGUUGYUCAAAAGAUGGCACUAUACUAAUCUGGGAUUUUCUCAACUAUAAUGACAGAAAUUACAAGGAGGAAAGUUUAUCAAACAACAUAAGUGUACACAAYAGUUCUGAAAUACUUGCUUCAAACACCCCUCCUUCCCGUUUUCAGUGACUUGUUUGUUAUCCAGAUUGGAGUUUUGUAGAGAAUUAAUACACUACAGUAUUCAUUUUAUAUAGUCAUAUAAAAAUAGAAAAGUAAUUUGUUUUUUG
Messenger RNA from Diuraphis noxia (Russian wheat aphid), 4572 nucleotides. RefSeq names its product Regulatory particle non-ATPase 2. Gene Ontology annotation, cellular component: proteasome storage granule; proteasome regulatory particle, base subcomplex; proteasome complex. The record is from RefSeq and is a predicted model, not a curated record. Lineage: Eukaryota; Metazoa; Arthropoda; Insecta; Hemiptera; Aphididae. Gene Ontology annotation, molecular function: protein binding; enzyme regulator activity. Gene Ontology annotation, biological process: regulation of protein catabolic process; proteasome-mediated ubiquitin-dependent protein catabolic process.